Messenger RNA from Trichechus manatus latirostris (Florida manatee), 1981 nucleotides. It is a transcript of the gene DRG2, whose product is annotated as developmentally regulated GTP binding protein 2. NCBI's taxonomy places the organism in Eukaryota, Metazoa, Chordata, Mammalia, Sirenia, Trichechidae. Gene Ontology annotation, molecular function: GTPase activity; GTP binding. The record is from RefSeq and is a predicted model, not a curated record. Gene Ontology annotation, biological process: cytoplasmic translation. The coding region runs from base 140 to 1234 and encodes 364 amino acids. Gene Ontology annotation, cellular component: cytoplasm. The transcript is spliced from 13 exons.
GACUCUGAAUUCCAGAGCACCGGGCGGCCACGGGGACGGUGUUUCUCAGUGGGCUUCCUGGCGCGCGCUGCUCCACCGCCGCCUUCCGGCUGAAAUUACCGGUGCAGCUACCGCCGCCGGGCCCAUUUUAACCGCAGCCAUGGGGAUUUUGGAGAAGAUCUCGGAGAUCGAGAAGGAAAUCGCUCGGACGCAGAAGAACAAGGCCACCGAGUAUCACCUGGGCCUACUGAAAGCAAAGCUGGCCAAGUAUCGGGCUCAGCUCCUGGAACCGUCCAAAUCGGCCUCGUCCAAAGGAGAGGGCUUCGACGUGAUGAAGUCAGGCGAUGCCCGCGUGGCACUAAUUGGAUUUCCCUCUGUGGGUAAGUCCACCUUCUUGAGCUUAAUGACCUCCACAGCCAGUGAAGCUGCAUCCUAUGAAUUUACCACCCUGACGUGUAUCCCUGGAGUCAUUGAAUACAAAGGAGCCAAUAUCCAGUUGCUGGACCUCCCUGGAAUCAUCGAAGGAGCAGCACAAGGGAAAGGCCGCGGUCGGCAGGUGAUUGCUGUGGCACGCACUGCCGAUGUUGUCAUCAUGAUGCUAGAUGCCACCAAGGGAGAGGUGCAGAGGUUGCUGCUAGAGAAGGAACUGGAGUCGGUGGGCAUCCGCCUCAACAAGCACAAGCCCAACAUCUACUUCAAGCCCAAGAAAGGCGGUGGCAUCUCCUUCAACUCGACAGUCACCCUGACCCAGUGCUCAGAGAAGCUGGUGCAGCUCAUCCUGCAUGAAUACAAGAUCUUCAAUGCGGAAGUGCUCUUUCGAGAAGACUGCUCCCCAGAUGAGUUCAUCGAUGUCAUUGUGGGCAACCGUGUAUACAUGCCCUGCUUGUAUGUGUAUAACAAAAUUGACCAGAUUUCGAUGGAGGAAGUGGACCGCCUGGCCCGGAAGCCCAACAGUGUGGUCAUCAGCUGCGGGAUGAAGCUGAACCUGGACUACUUGCUGGAGAUGCUUUGGGAGUACUUGGCCCUGACCUGCAUCUACACCAAGAAGAGAGGACAGAGACCAGACUUCACAGACGCCAUCAUCCUCCGGAAAGGGGCUUCCGUGGAGCACGUGUGCCAUCGGAUCCACCGGUCGCUGGCCAGCCAGUUCAAAUACGCCCUGGUGUGGGGUACCAGCACCAAGUACAGCCCACAGCGGGUGGGACUGACCCACACCAUGGAGCACGAGGACGUCAUCCAGAUCGUCAAGAAGUAGGGGCGCUGGCAUCUUCCCACAUCUCCCUAGGGAGUCAAACCACAGGGACACACCGGAGCCCAAACAGGAAAUACAAAUACACACACACCAGGAAGGGGUCCCUUGAGUCUCUGCUGUUUCCAGAAGUUUCUUCAGUAGGCAACUGAUGAUGUUGGGGCAGAGAGAAGACAGUGGGGGGCCUUGGAUUUAGCUGGGGCUUUCCCUGAGACUGACCCUUGGAUGUGGUUCUGAGUUGGAGCCCUGGGCCUGCCCCUUAGGGCACUGAGGGAGCAAGUUGCCCACCUGCCAUAAGUCAGGGCCUAAUGCAGAUGCUCAGGACAGGGAGCUGGGCGUUCUGGGUCCCUGGAGUUGGGCUACUGUCAGGGCACCUCGUUCCUCAGUUCCUGCCAGCUUCUCUGGCAUUAGGGUAUGGGGUUCCCUAGGACCAGACCCCCUUGUAUCCCCCACCUCCACAGGGCUGUCCCAUGGUAGAAACCAGGGUAGGUCAGUGGCUUUGAAGGUCGAGUUCAUACCCUCCCAGGCUGAGAGGUGUCCUGAAAUGCCUCCCCUCUGAGCUCCCCCAGGGCAACCCCCACCCAGCACAAAGUCCGUGGACCUGGCCCUGCACACUGGGGCUGGGUUGUCGAGGUUCUGUGUUUGCAUCUAAGCCCCCGAUUUCUUAGCUUCUUCCUGAAAUAAAGAAUGAUUCUGUUUAUACUGAGGAAAAAGCUGGUACUUUUGCAGAUUUGGUGAUCUUUGUUGCCGAGU